AUGGAUGAUCAGCCCAGGUUGAUGCACUCUCAUGCGGGGGUCGGGAUGGCUGGACACCCAGGCCUGCCCCAACACAUGCAGGAUGGCACAGGGACAGACGGUGAUGGCAGAAAACAGGACAUAGGAGACAUUUUACAACAAAUAAUGACCAUUACAGACCAAAGUCUGGACGAAGCACAGGCCAGUAUCUUCUUCGGACGAGAAAAGUCUUUUCAACACUUGUUUGAAAUUCUUAAAACAGUGCUGAGUAUCCGGGGGACCCAGGAGGAGGAGCCGCCAGACGCCCAGCUCAUGCGUCUGGACAACAUGCUGCUGGCGGAAGGCGUCUCGGGUCCUGAGAAAGGGGGCGGAUCAGCAGCAGCAGCCGCAGCGGCUGCAGCCUCCGGUGGAGCUGGAUCGGACAACUCCGCCGAGCAUUCAGACUACAGAGCCAAGCUGACACAGAUCCGGCAGAUCUACCACACCGAGCUGGAGAAAUACGAACAGAUGGUAUCCAAGGGCGGAAGGAGUGGCAAUCAGAAUUUCACAGGAAAUGCUGCCUACGGAAUGCAGGCAUGUAAUGAGUUCACUACCCAUGUGAUGAACCUCCUGCGAGAGCAGAGCAGGACUCGACCCAUCUCCCCGAAAGAGAUUGAGCGCAUGGUCGGCAUCAUCCAUCGCAAGUUCAGCUCCAUUCAGAUGCAACUGAAGCAGAGCACGUGUGAGGCUGUCAUGAUCCUGCGCUCACGAUUCCUUGAUGCAAGGAGGAAGAGACGAAACUUCAACAAGCAGGCAACAGAGAUCCUGAAUGAGUAUUUCUACUCACACCUCAGCAACCCCUACCCCAGUGAGGAAGCCAAAGAAGAGCUGGCAAAGAAGUGUGCCAUCACCGUAUCACAGGUAUCAAACUGGUUUGGUAAUAAACGAAUCCGAUACAAGAAAAAUAUUGGGAAAUUCCAAGAGGAAGCCAACAUAUAUGCUGCCAAAACUGCCGUCAACGCCUCCCAUGCAUCGGCACAUGGAAGCCAAGCCAACUCCCCAUCCACUCCAAACUCUGCAGGUUCUUCCGGUUCUUUUAACAUGUCAAAUUCCGGAGACUUGUUCAUGAGCGUGCAGUCAUUCAAUGGGGAUUCUUACCAGGGGGCCCAGGUUGGAGCCAACGUGCAGUCACAGGUGGAUACCCUUCGCCAUGUUAUCAGUCAGACAGGCGGAUACAGUGAUGGACUCGCAGCAAGCCAGAUGUACAGUCCGCAGGCCAUCAAUACUAACGGAAGCUGGCAAGAUGCUACUACCCCCUCAUCAGUGACAUCGCCAACAGAAGGACCUGGGAGUGUUCACUCUGAUACCUCCAACUGAUCUCUUAGCAACAGAACCCCUAUUAGAUGAUGGGAUUUCUCCCGCAUAAACCAAUCAGAGCCGAGGUCAACUAACCAAUAACCACAUAGGAUGUCCUUCUGCUUGGAGUGCAUACAUUAUUAUUAUUAUUAUUAU
Messenger RNA from Polyodon spathula (Mississippi paddlefish), 1470 nucleotides. Its product is annotated as pre-B-cell leukemia transcription factor 1-like. The transcript has 10 exons. Gene Ontology annotation, cellular component: nucleus. The record is from RefSeq and is a predicted model, not a curated record. Gene Ontology annotation, biological process: brain development; animal organ morphogenesis; embryonic organ development. Gene Ontology annotation, molecular function: RNA polymerase II cis-regulatory region sequence-specific DNA binding; DNA-binding transcription factor activity, RNA polymerase II-specific. NCBI's taxonomy places the organism in Eukaryota, Metazoa, Chordata, Actinopteri, Acipenseriformes, Polyodontidae. The coding region runs from base 1 to 1335 and encodes 444 amino acids.